CGUGGGACCACUGGCCCCCUACAGUGCAGGUGGGACUUUUCGAGGCGCUCGGUCCGUGUCUGGCGGCGUGGUGGCGGACGAGGCGGAGGGCUGGAGCGCGGCGCUCCUGCGCCUCUGCCCCGCCGGUAUGCCCGCGAACGGCUGCGCGGCGAGGUUCAUCGCCGUUCUUGCACGCCGCGCAGGUUACGAUGUGCCGUUCGGUUGCGCCCGCGUUGGAACGUCCCGGCUGCGCGCUCUUCGGCGACUCCUCGGACCUGACGUUCGCCCUGCUGGCGCAGAGCAGGCAAUUGAGGUGCUCAAUGACGCUAUCCGCGAGCACUGGGGCCCCCCCCCGGCGCUUCCAGCAGAUUUCGGGGCGCUCGACGUUGAGAGCCAACUGUGUGCUUGGGAAAGCGCCGGCCGCCCGGGCUGCAACGUGGAGCGGUGCGCGAGCAUGGGCGGGGCUCUCGCCCUUUGAGACGGCCGUGGAGCAGGAGUCCUGGGGGCGCCAGCCCGUCGCCCGGCCGGCUCCGGAGAGCUCGCGGUGCCUCGCCGCCUCGCCCGACAAGCCGGCGCGGCGCCGCGGCGCCCGUGAGUCGUUCGGGCCUCUCCUCGUGGUGGGAGUCGUUCGGGCCCCCCCUCCUGGCAUGCGUCGUUCGGGGCCCAUUUCGGCGCGCCCCUCGCGAGGAUCGUGGCCCCAUAGGGUGUUCCACCGAAGGCGCCAGUGGCAGGGUCCGCGUGGCGGCCUUGCCCCAUUUCGGCGCACCCCUUAGAGGGGCGUGGCCCCAUAGGGAGCUCCACCGAAGGCGCCAGUGG
This is a messenger RNA of Prorocentrum cordatum, 795 nucleotides long. Lineage: Eukaryota; Dinophyceae; Prorocentrales; Prorocentraceae. The record is from the annotation of a GenBank genome assembly.